This is a messenger RNA of Pocillopora damicornis (cauliflower coral), 951 nucleotides long. RefSeq lists its product as uncharacterized. Lineage: Eukaryota; Metazoa; Cnidaria; Anthozoa; Scleractinia; Pocilloporidae. The record is from RefSeq and is a predicted model, not a curated record.
AUGUGGCAGAGAACUGCCUUUGUUUUACCAGUGAUCAUCUUUUUUAUUGUGGGAUCGAAUAUUUCCUAUAGUUCUAACACAGGCUUAGCCACGAGGAAAGAAAACAAGGACCAGGAGAAAAAACUUGUAACUAAAAGGCAGUUUAAACGAGGAAUUGGUGAGGAGCUUAACACUUUGAAAGAAAAAGCGAAACAAGCGAGUUCCGUCUUCAAGUGGCUAAAGAGAAAUUGGCAAAAACUCUUUGUGAUCGUCGUUGCCAUAUUUUCAUUGCUAGUAGUUGUGGGGAUCUACAGAAGAUGUUUCUCUGAUUCUGGUUCUGGCGAAGAUGAUGAACAACCAAACGUAAUCGUCGUAAAAAUGCCUAAGCCUAAUGACAAGGAGAAAGGCUCAACUAAGCAGACAAACAUGAUAGAGGGAAGUUCUACUGGAAAUGAAAACAAUGGAAAGAGGGGAAACAGUUCUGCUCGUGGGGAAAAUAGCACUACGGGGGGUCACAAAGGAGAGGCUACCGACUCAAAAUUUGCUGAAAAAUCGGCAAAAAUUCCGAUAGAAUCGUCUUCGGUUUUAGUAACAACCAAAAGUAAACAGCAUGAAGUGGAUGGAGAGCUUACAUGUCUUCAGCCAAUAACUCCAAAACCCGAUUUAAACGAGGUCACUUCUCAGAUAUGUGCCUUGGAUGGUAUUCCCAUAUCUGGAUAUACCACAUUUCAGCAAACUGAUUAUUACAAAUUCUAUUUUCAUUUCAAACAAUAUGUUAUCAAUGAAAAAAAUUGUGACGAUCAACCCAAUUUGCAGCUUAUCAGAGUCUGCCAGGGAAGUACGUGUGAUGGGCCUUUCCCAUUCAUACCGCUUAUAAAGAACAUGGUGACGUCAUUGAUGGUGAAAUAUUAUGAUGCUUACAUUCCCACUGCAAGUACUAACACCGAGUUACCGCUGACUAUAUCGCUAUAG